Molecule: messenger RNA, 516 nt
Organism: Hibiscus syriacus
Lineage: Eukaryota; Viridiplantae; Streptophyta; Magnoliopsida; Malvales; Malvaceae
Product: protein GRIM REAPER-like
Exons: 2
Coding region: 19-516 (165 amino acids)
Source: RefSeq, a predicted model, not a curated record
UCCCUCCACUUGAAAGCAAUGGCUUCUAAUAACAAUCUGAAGCUUAUAUCCAUUCUCCCCCUUGCCAUCUCAAUCCUCUUAUCCUUUCAUCCUCAAGCAACCUUCCCAUUUGAAAUCGCAGACUUCAACGAAGAGGAAGAAUACGAAGAAUACGUGCUCGGUCAUCCUCUUAUUGUCCCUAACCUUCGAUCACGAAGUCGAUUCUUAAUGACCUCACCGAAGAAAGAUAAGAUCAGGAAAAGUGCACAUUGUGAACCCGACUCCUAUCAGAACAUAUGCAACGGCAUUUCUGUGAACAACGGGACCAACAUAUUGUACUGCUGCAAGACGCAUUGUCGAAAUGUUCUCCGUGAUCAGAAUAACUGUGGAGAAUGCAGGAACAGAUGCAAGUUCGGGCAAUGUUGCUGUGGUGGAGUUUGCACGGAUGUUGUCCACAAUUUUGAUCACUGCGGCAAGUGUGACAAUCGCUGCUCGCCUGGAGUCAAGUGUGAGUUUGGAUAUUGUGGUUAUGCUUAA